Chilo suppressalis (striped riceborer) is the source of this 3521-nucleotide messenger RNA. Lineage: Eukaryota; Metazoa; Arthropoda; Insecta; Lepidoptera; Crambidae. The record is from the annotation of a GenBank genome assembly.
CGUGCAUGCGUCGUAGUUAGUUUUCGUUUCGUCUUUUGUGGGCGAGUACAAAUUUCAACAAAACUAAGAAUAAAUUCAAUGUGACAGCAAAAUUAAAACAAAUUAUUAUGCCUGGUAGCCGUGCUGUAUUUUUAUUGAGGCGGUUGUCUGGUGACAGUAAAAUUAAGACUUUAAAUUUGAGCCAAACUUCCACCACCAAGGAGGCCCUGGUGAGCCCGGUUUGCAAUCACCGAGAUUUAGGACUACCGAAAAGAUUGUCAUCCUUGGGACACAACAGUCUCCCUAAUUCCAACGUUGCAAGGAGUUUUAGUGAUACUAUCAUAAAGAUGACAACACCUACUUCUGAAACAAAUAUUGCAGAAACACCAAAAUAUACAAACCAACUGAUAAAUGAGAAAUCUCCAUACUUACUUCAACAUGCUCACAAUCCAGUGCAAUGGUAUCCUUGGUGUGAAGAAGCAAUUGAUAAAGCUAAAGCAGAGAACAAGUUGAUCUUCCUUUCAGUUGGUUAUUCCACUUGUCACUGGUGCCAUGUCAUGGAGAAAGAAUCAUUUGAGAAUGAAGAUGUUGCUAAAAUAAUGAAUGAACAUUUCAUCAACAUUAAAGUUGAUAGGGAAGAGAGGCCAGAUAUUGAUCGUAUCUAUAUGCUAUUUGUCAUGGCCACCUCUGGCAGUGGGGGAUGGCCAAUGUCAGUUUUUCUUACACCGGACUUACGUCCUGUAACUGGAGGGACCUAUUUUCCACCAGAAGAUCGUUGGGGACGUCCAGGUUUCAAAACUAUCUUGCUGACUUUGGCAAAGAAAUGGAAACAAGACAAAGAACAACUUGUUGAAGCAGGAACAAAUAUCAUUGAGGCACUCCACAAAAUUUCUUUGGUUGAAACAGAACAAUCUACUACUCUCCCUGGCGAUGAAGCUUGGUCUAAAUGUGUCCAUAGAUUCAUGUCCAACUAUGAACCAGAGUUUGGUGGAUUUGGCACAGCUCCUAAAUUUCCACAGGCAUCAAUAUUUAAUUUCUUGUUUCACUACUAUGCUCGUGACAAAUCCAAUCCCGAUGGAAAGAAGUGUUUAGAAAUGUGUCUCCACACGUUGACUAAGAUUGCUAAGGGAGGCAUACACGAUCAUGUGUCCAGUGGUUUUGCUCGUUAUUCUGUUGAUAAUGACUGGCAUGUACCUCAUUUUGAAAAGAUGUUGUAUGAUCAAGCACAAUUACUUGUUGCAUACACAGAUGCUUUCCUGGCUACAAAAGAAGAGUUUUAUGCAGAAGUGGUUCAGGAUAUUAUCAAAUAUGUGAAUAGAGACCUGAGACAUGAAUCGGGAGGCUAUUACAGCGCUGAGGAUGCAGAUUCCUUUCCAACUUAUGGUGCUUCACAUAAAAAAGAAGGAGCAUUUUGUGUAUGGGAAUAUGAGGAAUUAAAAUUGCUUUUAGAAGGCAAAAAACUGAAUGAUAUUGCUUAUUUGGAUAUAUUUUGUGAUUACUUUGGCGUGGAAGAAGAUGGAAAUAUAUCUCCAAGUAGUGACCCCCAUGGUGAACUUACAAAUAAGAAUGUGCUGAUUGUUUAUGGCGGAAAGAAAGAAACUACAGAAAAGUUCGGAAUAACUGAAGAACAAUUUAACCAAGUGAUAUCUAAAUGCAUUGGUAUACUUUAUGAAGCUCGUCAAGAGAGACCUCGACCUCACCUUGAUACCAAAAUAUUAUGUUCCUGGAAUGGUUUGAUGAUAGCUGGCCUUGCCCAAGCUGGACAAGCAUUAGGGGAAAAGCAAUUUGUUGAAGAUGCUAUCAAAACAGCAGAAUUUGUAAAAAAGCAUUUGUAUGACAAAACUACAAAAAUUUUGCUGCAUUCUUGUUAUAAAGUCGAUGAUGGAUCAAUUGCUCAAACUGAGCUACCAAUUAAGGGUUUCUUGGAUGACUAUGCAUUCUUAAUCAAAGGUUUGCUGGACCUUUACGAAGCAUCUCUAGAUUUGAGGUGGUUGAAUUGGGCUCGUGAGUUGCAGCAAACUCAGAAUGAGUUAUUCUGGGACCCUGAAAAUUUUGGUUAUUUCACAUGCUCUACAGAAGACAGCACAGUGGUUUUGCGCUUAAAAGAAGAUCAAGAUGGUGCUGAACCAUCUGGUAACAGCAUAUCCUGUCACAAUUUACAGCGCUUGGCCGCCUACGCUGACAAGAGCGCGGUACCAGAAGGUGGAGACCACGAGAGAGAAAUGGCCAAAAAGAUUUUGCUAGCCUUUGCUAAGCGGCUCAAGGAAGCACCCACUUCGCUGCCUGAAAUGAUGUCAGCACUCAUGUUCUAUAACGACUCACCAACUCAGGUGCUGAUAGCGGGCGGGUGCUCGGAUCCGCGCACGCUGGAGCUGGUGCGCGUGGUGCGGUCGCGGCUAUUGCCGGGCCGCGUGCUGGCCGUCGCCGACCCCGCCGCCGAGACGCCCGCCGUGCUAAGCCGUAUAAGGAGCGUAGGGGAUACGCCGACAGCUUACGUGUGCCGACGGUAUGCGUGUUCUUUGCCAGUGACAGAUGUUAAACAACUCGAAACGCUGCUGGAUGAGACGCCCGCUCAAUCGUCUAAGAAACCUUAAAACAUAGAUACUAAACCAUAACCGCCUUAUUAAUAAAUGAGGAAUAAGCUUAGACUAGUUACGCCGUGUUUUGUUCAUAUCACUCAAAUGUCAUUUGUCAUUUAUUGAAGAGACAAAACAUAGAGUAACUAAUUCAAGCUUAUUCUUCGUUUAUUAAUAAAGGGGUAAGUGUCAAUAUUAAAUAUCAAAAAAUAUAGUGGUACUAUGGAGAGAACACGUUGUAUGUACCUAGUACAAGUUUUGGUAGUUAAAAAAAAAUAUCUCAAUAUAUAUUUAUAUUUAUUGAGGUUUUAUACUCUCGUUGAGUGGGUUGCAUGGAAAAUAACAACAAGCUUAUUUACAGUCGUCGAACACUUGCAAAACUUGUACUGGACUCUCUUAAUAAAGACAGCAAAUAAAUCGGGUCACUUGCUACAUCGGAACUUCGAUUUUAUUUUCUCAAAAAGAAUAAAACUUACUACGGUCAAAGUUAUACCUAAACAAAGUGCAUUUCAUGAUGUAUAAAAUGAACAGGAAUUUAAUGAUAUUAAUCUUUGUUUUAGUUUUUAUUAUGAGUUUUCCAAAGAAGAGUCGUUUUCUACUUGUGUUAAUAGGUAGUAAAAAAACAAAGCAAGAAAACACACGUCUGAGAAAACUGUAAGUACCUAUAACUCUGAUAGUUGUAAGUUUUAUACUUUUUAAGAAAAUCUAAUAAGAGUUCCAAGGUACUUGCGGGUGACCCGGUUUCUUUGCGGUCGAGUAAAUUUCGAUCAAAGUAAAUGAAAAGAGUUGUUGCACCUAUCUUAGAAAGGAUUCGCUAAACUUAAAACUAUUCUUAAAAGCGUUGUUCUUAUCAUGCUCUAAAGAGAAUGAAAAAGAGACGCUGCAUUUCAUUCUAAUAAGUAUAUAUGAGAAAUUAGUUGUAAGUUUAUUAUGUUUCUCAUGCAAGAUUUAAGCCCAUUAUUACUU